This is a messenger RNA of Xyrauchen texanus (razorback sucker), 7762 nucleotides long. Its product is annotated as rho GTPase-activating protein 23-like. The transcript is spliced from 23 exons. The coding region runs from base 547 to 6156 and encodes 1869 amino acids. Gene Ontology annotation, biological process: signal transduction. Lineage: Eukaryota; Metazoa; Chordata; Actinopteri; Cypriniformes; Catostomidae. Gene Ontology annotation, molecular function: protein binding. The record is from RefSeq and is a predicted model, not a curated record.
GUUAGGACUAAAAAUCCAGAUUGAAUACAUUUUCCAUCCUGCAACCGGUUUCCCUGGAUAUACAUCUUGCCAGCAGUGCCACGUGCUCGCCACACACACUAGCACACACACACACUGCUAGACAGGGAUUUGCUCCUGCAUCCUGGAAUCGAUCUCAUCUCUGGAGGUGCCACUGCAGUCGUAAUGUUCUCGUUGCUCAUGUGUGAACAUGGAUGGUCUGGAGUUCGCCGUUGUGAUAUGGAACUUAUCAGUUUAACAGUGGAAUCCAUGAAGAAAGUCACCAGCAUGGAUUAAGGAUAUAUGAGGAGAUUUAGGCAUGUUGCACAGAAGCAUUGUCUGGAAUUUUUCCGGUUUUUGGGAGAGAAUGGACACAUCUUCAUCUUGACUUUUAGCAUUGAACUCUUUAUCUCUAGUGAUCUGAUUCUUAAUUUUCCGAAUUGAAAUGUCUAAAUGGAUGGAUCUUUUGUGAUUCUGAUGAGCAGUUUGCUUUGGCAAGUUUGCUUUUGUAUGUGAGCUCUUACACACUCCCGUGCCUGUUUAUGUGUGAUGUGGUCAGGGAGUCAGUUGCCGUUGGUGAUGCCCGCAGUGUGCCCUCGUCUAGGGGUUAAGGAAUGGUGCUUUCAGGAUGUGGUAGGGGUGGACUGCAGCUCACCAGAACCUCGUUGUAUCUGGGUGGCUGUGCUCCAUGGGGAAACACCACAAAUAAAAGUUUCGAUCCUCCAAACUGACACUUCUGAAAUCACAAACAGCACUAUCGGUGGGAAAGUCCUCCCGUUAACCUCACAGACCUGCAGGGCAAAGGGGCGGAGAGAUGGGAUCACUUCAUCCAGUGAGAACACUUGUCCAGUGGUCAAAGGCAGGACUGAUGGGUUGGGCGUGUCCUGGCAGGGCCCGCGUACACUGGUGCUCCACAAGAACUCUCAGGGCUUUGGUUUCACGCUACGCCAUUUCAUUGUUUACCCGCCAGAGUCAGCCCUGCACACCAGUCUCAAGGAUGAGGAGAAUGGGAAUGAAGAGGGGUUCCAUCAGAGUCGCCUGGAGCCCAUGGACACCAUCUUCGUUAAGAAUGUGAGGGAGAAAGGCCCCGCCCACCAGGCUGGUUUGUGUACAGGAGACAGGCUGGUUAAAGUUAAUGGAGAGAGUGUGCUGGGUAAGACAUACUCACAGGUUAUUGAACUGAUUCAGAACAGUGACAGUGUACUGGUGCUCUCAAUAAUGCCAAAGGAUGAGGACGUGCUGCAGCUGGCAUACUCCCAUGAUGCCUACCUUAGAGGGAACAAUCCAUACACAGGAAAGGCCUAUAAUCUUCCACCACCACCUCCUCUCCUCUACUCCCCACGUACAAAAUCACAGUCUCCUGUAGGGUAUUCCCCCUGCCCAGUCUCCUCACACAUGGGCCAAAACCAGCUGGACAACUGGAGCUGCUGGCCCGGCUCCUUCUCUGGUCCCUCUCCGCAACUUGACAACCGGACAAUCGCUUCCAGCCCUGUCUGGGCAAACAAAGGAAGGAACUGUGAACCAGUGGGUGUUGGUCACAGUAGCCCUGCACACCGAACUGAGGAGAUCCAGUAUGGAAUGACCGAUGGGGAAAAACAGCCAACCGGUCAAACUAGAGGACAUUCUUACUCAUCCUCUUCCUCCUCAGGAGGGAUGAUGAGCCCAAUUCAUCAUGCACAUUUGCCAAACCAAAAUAUGGGUACUGCCAUGGGCCAUGCUGGAGGACAAAAGGGGAGCCCACCAUGGGCUAGCCUUUCUCAGCCAACAUCAACACCCCCUUCCAGCCGCAGCGAACACACCCAACAAGCUCUUUCCAACUGGUACUACAGCCAAGUUCCAGGUCGUGAGCGAGAGCGGGAGCGAUCUAGUUGUCACUCCAUGUACCCACAACACAGGAGUUUCUCACAGGAUCGUCUAGGUGAGCUUGGGAGGGCGAGAUGUUCCCAACAAAAAGACUUCCCUCACAGCGUGUCACAAGACACAUUGUUGCUUUUGCAGCAGCAGAGCACUGCAGCACAUACUGACCCCCAUUGGAGCCGUGGAGACGGGAGAGCUGAGCAUGCAUAUGGACAGCACCCACCUGUAAUGGCCUAUGAGCGCAAAUCCUCAGAAAACCUCCUCGAAAGCCAGUACUGGCGCUCAGGAUAUUCAUUGGAAACUGUAGACCGAGCUGUGGGGGUACUCUCACCACGACUGGAUAGAUCCACAAAGGUCCAUCAUCCGCCAAACAUGACUGAAGGCUAUCCGAGGCGUGGUGGACAUUUUGCCGCUACGCAAGUCCAACACAUAGAAUUACCCCACCAAAGUCAUCACCACACACCCCAAUACCAUCAACAGACACCUGAAAACCUCAAACGUACAACACAACACAUGCACCAACACACAUCUCAGACAUCACAACCUCAACAGGCAGCUCCACAGACAAGACAUUUGCCCUCUUGCCAGACUCUAGAUGAAAAGCUGAUUGGCUACCGUAGCUACAGCCCCUCUUUUAAUCGCAAGACUGGCCGCCUACUGCAGCAAGCCCAGUCAUUUAGAGACCCCUCUUAUACAGGUCCACACCUUAGCUGGACCCCUACACCCAAGACCAGUCCUCCAGAAGGACUUCCCCCCUCAGGGACUACACCCUCCCUGGCCCCACCAACCACCUCCACUACAUCUGCCAUUUCCACACCCCCUGAAGGACAAGACAGAGCUUAUCGACCCACUAAUCAUGAUAGAGCGGCUGGGGGAGACACAGUUGAAGUCAUCUCUCAGACACAGGAAGUUGUUCUUAGGCAAAAGCCACCCACUGGCCGCAGGGGUGCGAACGCGCUCCGCCAUCCACAUUUCGCCAUAGCCCUUGACUCCAGUGACCCUCUACUCUUUACCUAUGACCCUACUGACCCCCCUGCCAAAGAUGAUUGUGCUGUUUCACAUCGUUGCACGAAUGGUAACCUACCACCACUGACCAUAGACAAUGACUCUCUUGCUUCAAUUCCAUUCAUUGAUGAACCGACCAGUCCAAGUGCAGAUUUGCAGGCGUGUCAUGUCCCCGCCUCCUCCAUCGUGUCCAGUGGUGGUCUUAAGUCUGCCCCUGCAGUGGCCACAAGCCCCACCUCUCCAACCUUCACCUUUCCCUUCAAACACCUUUUCUCCCACGACUGCAAUGAUGCCAAGUCUAAUCGUCGUUCCUCUUAUCUGUUGGCCAUCACCACUGAACGCUCCAAGUCAUGCGAUGAGGGUCUUAAUGCAUAUAGAGAAGAGGGGCGAGUCUUGAGGCUUCCAAAAAGAGUCAAGAGUUUCUUUACUGAAGGGUCUCUGGACAGUCUGGGUGCAGCUGAGGAGGCCCGCACUAAACGACACUCUACCUCUGAGCUGGGUAGCAUCAGCUAUUGUGACGUGAAAAGAGAAGGCUGGCUCCACUUUAAACAGAUCCACACGGAGAAGGGCAAGAAAGUGGGUAGUGCCAUUUGGCCUUGGAGAAGAGUCUUCUCAGUGCUUCAGUCCCAUUCACUCUUCCUUUACAAAGACAAGCGAGCGGCAGUGCUGGGAGGUGGGGCUGAGGACGAGCAGCCAAUCAGUAUCCGGGGUUGCCUUGUGGACAUAGCGUACAGCGAAACGAAGCGCAAGAACGCGCUGAGGUUGACCACACAGGACUUCUGUGAAUACCUUCUGCAGGCUGAGGACAGAGAGGACAUGCUGGAGUGGAUCAGAGUCAUCGGAGAGAACAGCAAGACUGACAACGAGGAAUUGGGUUUUUCACGACAGGCUCUCAUCAGUAAGAAGCUUAAUGACUACAGGAAGCAAAGUCCAACGGGUAAUAAGAUAGACUCCUCACCCAGGGUGCCUCGAAUGACGUUUCUGCUUAGUAAACAAGACAACGGCAUAGCACCUCCACCAAAACACGAUGCCAAAGAUGAGAGUAGCCCUCCUAAAUCUCCAUGGGGCAUAAACAUAAUGAAGAAGGCCAAGAAGGCAAGUCCUAAAGCUUUUGGGGUACGGCUAGAAGACUGCCAGCCCGCUACCAAUAACAAGUUUAUCCCCCAGAUUGUGGAGAUCUGCUGCGGGUUGGUGGAACACAUGGGGCUUGAGUAUACAGGGAUCUACAGAGUGCCAGGAAACAAUGCUGUAGUGUCCAGUCUGCAGGAACAGCUCAAUAAAGGAGUUGAUAUCAACACUGCUGAGGAGAAAUGGCAGGACCUGAAUGUAGUCAGCAGCCUGCUGAAGUCCUUUUUUCGUAAACUUCCAGAACCCCUCUUCACAGAUGACAAAUACAUUGACUUUAUUGAGGCCAAUCGCUUGGUGAAUGCCAGUGAUAGACUUAUGACGAUGAAGAAACUGAUCUGUGAUCUACCAGAUCAUUACUUCCACACUUUAAAGUUUCUAGUCGGACACCUAAAGACUGUGGCAGACCACUCUGACAAGAACAAGAUGGAGCCACGUAAUUUGGCGCUGGUGUUUGGCCCUACUCUUGUACGGACCUCAGAAGACAACAUGACAGACAUGGUUACCCACAUGCCUGACCGCUACAAGAUUGUGGAGACACUCAUUCAACAUUAUGUCUGGUUUUUUAGUGAAGAACAUGAAAAGGAUGAAAAGACGCCAGUGGACACAGAGGAUGUUCAGCCUGCCCCCAAUAUAGAUCACCUCCUCUCUAACAUUGGCAGGACAGGCUUGCUUGGGGAAUCGUCAGACUCAACCAACAGUGAUUCUGCAAAAUCUAAGGAGUCAUGGGGUUCAAAACGUGACUUUACUGCCAAAGAUAUCCUGACAUUGUCCGUUAUGUCGGCUGUGACAUGGAAACGCAGAAAACGGCAUAACGCCCGCCUCCUGGGCAGCAGCCCAGAUGACGAAUUUGAGCAUGAGCCAGUUAAAUAUUGUCCCUUCGAAAAAGACGACUUGCAAGAGAUGGGGCAAGUGGUAUCCUUCUGUGCCCCACGAGCAGAGGAAGAGGAGGAUGUUGAAGAGGAAGAGGAAGAGGAGGAGGGAGAAAGACAGACAGCACAAGAGCAGGAAGAGGAGGAAGUAGUUCCCAGCAUAUCCUCCACGGAGGAAGCACCACCAGUCAUGCUGCUAGAAGAGGAAGAAGAGCACAGGUCAGAAGUGAAGGGACGCAGUUGGCGAGGAGACGAUGCACGUUCCAUUGUGUCAGGUUACUCGAGUCUGUCCACGCUGGGGCGGAGCUUAGUAUCAGAGGGGCGGUGCGAAGAUGCAGACGAUGAGCACAGUGAACUGGUGAGUGAAACUGAUAAUGAAAGUGGCUUCGCCUCAAGCUCCCUCACCCAGGAGCGUCCGGAGAAAACAGACUGUUCCAUCCUAAACUCGAAGACAUCACCUGAACCAACCAUGCCACGCAGUUUUCUCUAUUCGCACUGCAAAUCGACCUCUGCUACCACUGGCUCCACCCCUGCUCCACCUCCUUCCACGAUCCACAUUAAUCCUUACCCAGAAGAUACAACUUCUAAUGGAGCAGUACACUCAUCCACUCCCUCCAGCUCCACUUACUCAUCGUCUGCUUCCCAGCGCCUCCACGGCCGCAACUCCUUUAACUCACACCGCCUCAUACAGUGUGACACCCUCGCCCGACACCGGCUAAAGGGAGACAAAGCCAAAGUGACCUCUGUGGACCUCUCAGAUCUUUACAGCUCCUCCAUAAUGGAAGGCGAGCAGCGACCCAAUCUGACUAAAACACAGGGCUCCAUCCCUGAGUCCUCUCCAUCAGCUUCUUCAAGUUCCAAAUCCUUCAAAGGGGUUAGUGUGAGAAAUGAGUGUGCUCCAACAUCUGCAGCUGUGUCUGGAAGUAAGAGCUGCUCUGUGUCUCCUAGGCAGGAUUCCCUGGCAGAUCAGGUACAGGCUCGAUUGCUGGGCUCAGCCAAUGACUUGCGCAGCAUUGGCCUGAGGAAGCAGCUAUCGCCAGAGACGCGCAGAAAGAGACGUGCGUGGAGGCGGCACACUGUGGUUGGCUCCCCCACAGAUUGUUCUGACAAGAAAGUUGCCCUUGCUGCUGCUCACUCUACUAGCAACAAAAUCCUCCCAACAAUAUCCCCCAAACCACUAGCUUCACCAACCCCUGCUGAAAGUCAAGACAUUAGAGAGUCCCACCCCAAGAGCUCAGAGACAAAAGCCCUCACUGUACGUCAGGCCCCACCUACCUCUCGCUUCCGUGAUUUCUUGUAACAAUGACAAAUGACUGUAUGUACAGGCUAGUGAACCAAGAGAGCUGGAUUUGGCCUUUGUUGUAGCUGUGUCUUCAAAAUAUGUUACACUUUCUGUCUUCAAAGUCCUAGUCCUGGAGAACCCCAGCAAUGCACUUUUGCAUGGAUCCCAUGGUGUUUUGCAUGGUGUGUCAAAUAAGGUUCUUCAGGACCAGGAUUAUAUAAAUAGUCUCACUCAGAAUCUUUUCUCUGAAUCUCAGCCAAAGGUCAAAGUCUAAAGAUACCCCAUUUCGAUUUUGAAAAAAUGUGUAGUUACUCACUUUGGCCUUUUCCAUUUAAUACAGUAUCCAGCUGUAUCAGGAAGUGGAUCACAUGUGCUCCAUUGUCAGUGCUCAAAUUUGUUUCAUUGCCAAUGGUCGUGGUCACUCAUGUUGCCUUAAAUCACCAACUCUUAUUGAAAUUGAGUGACUUACAGCCACUUUGUCACCACUUUAGUGCUGUCAGUGUGAAUUCCCUGAUAAGUUGGAGAAUACAGAAUACAAACUAUGGUUACUCAAGACUAAUUUAAGCAUUGCUUGUUCAAAGUUAUAUUUACAAUUAUCUUAUUCAAACCUAAUGCUUUUCAAUGUUGCCAAAGUUUUCUUAAUUUUCUUUCUUCAGUGUUUUUCUUCUUCCUUUACUUGGCCAGUCACAUGACAUCAUUUUGGUCUUUAUGUUACUGCCAAGACACUUGCGACUCACAUGUCAUGGAGUGCUUUCGUUUUUAUUUAGUUUUUUUGUUUUUUCAAAUUUUUUAAAUGUCUCAAACAAAGCAGACAAACUAAUUCUCAAAACGUGAUGGUACAGUAUUGGUUAAACAGUGUUAGCAAACAGGAUUAGUGUUGAUACUGACAGUAUAGCAGUUGUAACACAGGCCACUGACUUUGUGCAUAAAUCUACAAGAAACUUGAACGCUACAUUAAAUACCAUAAGAGGCAAUGUGGUAUGUUCAACUUAACAUAUAUUCAUUUAUAAUGAGAAACAAUUAAUUGGUGAAAUCACUUCAUAUGGGUGUGUAUGUGUGUCUGAAAUUGCCUGUGUAAAGAAUAGAAUCCUUUAUUGUGGUCACACAUUAUACACACAGUUUUUUUGCAUAUAUACAGUGAAAUUUAUUUGUUUUCACAUAUCCCAGCUAAGCUGGGGUCAGAGUGCAGUACAGUAUGUGGUUGAGUAUGUAUGUGUCAAACUAUUUUGUAACAUUUGUACAAAGCCUUGCUUAAGUUAACCUUGUAAAUACACAUAUAUUAUAUUAUCAUUCCUUUUUUGCUUAAUUUAGUUUUUAUAUGGUUUACAAAAGUGCACCUUUGUGCAUGGUCAUUUUCUUUCAAGAUGCCACUUCAAAUGUUUUUUCUUAAUGUUUUUGUUUGUUUGUUUGAUACACAGUAUAUAUUGUACAUAUAUUUUGUAUGAAUAUAAUAUGUACUUUUAUUUGGAAAUCUAGGGGUGUAGCUCUUUUAACUCCACUCCCCUGUUAAUGGCCUUUCUCUGUGACUUACAAAUACUAUGCAGAAAUCUAUACAACUCAAUGCAAAGAAAAGAGAUCUAACCUGCAAAGAGUGUCUGUCACAAGCUAUAAUAAAUUCUUAUUG